UAUAAAUACGCUUCAACUAUAAAACUUGUUAAGUCUCACAUAUCUUCCUCCUCACUUUAACCCGAUAUAUACUCCAUACUUAGUGUGUUCAAAAACAAAAAAAAAUACUCAAUACUUAGUCAGAUACCAUAAAAAUAUGGCGAAGUUCACAACUUUCUUCAUCAUCGUCGCCCUCCUCCUCUUCUCCACGCUAACAUACGCAUCAGCCCGGCCUAUUUCAACCUCCGUUUAUCCAGAAGAAAUCUCCGUCGAGAAACUAGAACAAGGAGAGGAAAACUGUGAAGGUGUUGGCGAAGAAGAGUGUGUCUUGAUACGAAGAACUUUAGUUGCUCACACUGAUUACAUCUAUACCCAAAACCACAAUCAUCCUUAAACGACUAAUUACUUUAUAAUCGUUUGAACAGUUUGGUAAACGAUAUAUUGUGUCCUUGUAAUUUCUUUAUUAUUAAUUAGUCAAACUACAUCACAUUUGUAAUCAUCGCUGCUACUUAAAAUAUGAAUAUAUACUAUGGGUUUUGAUUAUUAA
Brassica oleracea var. oleracea is the source of this 526-nucleotide messenger RNA. RefSeq names its product phytosulfokines 5. Gene Ontology annotation, molecular function: growth factor activity. The transcript has 2 exons. The record is from RefSeq and is a predicted model, not a curated record. Gene Ontology annotation, biological process: cell population proliferation. Gene Ontology annotation, cellular component: extracellular region. Bases 137 to 373 code for a protein of 78 amino acids. Lineage: Eukaryota; Viridiplantae; Streptophyta; Magnoliopsida; Brassicales; Brassicaceae.